AUGGAGAUUGACGCAACAUCGCCGGAGUUCCGAGACUGGGCUGCCGGCCUGCCGAUCGACCUGCUCUAUUGCAUACGCGACCUCCUGGGUUUCCCCGAUCUCGUGCGCUUCCGCGGCGUGUGCCGGGCGUGGAGGGAAACAAUCCCGGUGUCCGACCCACGGACGUCGAUGCCGUCGCCGUGGGUGGUGAUCCCUGGCGGCUCCAGCGUCUACGACUGGGAGGAAUUCAAGUUCGUGUCGCUGCCCAAGAACGGCAACCUGACGCUGACGUUCCCGGGUGCCCGGUGCGUGGGUUCCAGCGGGGGGUGGCUGGCCCUCGUCGACGCCAAUCUGUGCAUCACGCUGGUGAACGCGCUCAUGUCGGCGGCGGACGCCCAGGCGCGGGCGGUCAAGUUGCCACCGCUGCUCAGAUUGGCGGGCAACCCAAGUACUGUGUGCAGCCGCACCCUGCAGCGACGCUACAUCGAGAGGAUAGCCUUCUCGCCGGACCCGAGCUCGGGGGACUACGCGGCCGCCGUGCUGUGCCGGAUGUGGCACGGCGUGGCGUUCACCAACUCCCGCCGUAGUGGGUGGCAGAGGCUGGACUGGCCGUUCGUGCAGGGCGAGCCCCACCCGCCGGACCCAAUCCCCGAGGACGAGUUGGAUGACCGCCAUAUCAGCCUGAACACCGGCUUCGACGUGGUGUACCACGGCGGGAGGUUCUAUUACAUGACAGCCUGUGGGAGGAUAUGGGCGCUGGACGCGACGGCGCCUCCCGGUACUCCGGUGAAGCCGGUACUGUUCGCAACGAGCCAGGUGCCGCGCGACCAGCUGCUGCGGUACGGCAAGCACAUGGUGUUCUCGGAGGACGGCGCGCUGCACGUGGUAUGGAGCGACUUGGAUGGCAUGCCGCGCAUGGGCGGCAUCAAUGGAUCGUUGGUGAGGCGGUGGCAGCCGAUGAGGAUCCAGAGGUACGAGCCGGGGAGCCCGUGGGGGUGGCGGGAGGUGCAUCACCUUGGCGGCCGCGCCUUCCUGAUCGGCAGCCACAGUCAGUCGGUGUGCUUGGAGGAGCCUGCGAGGAAGAAGACGUGGCUGAGUCCAAACUGCGUCUACUUCACCAACAUCAUGCCGGGCUCCAACAUGGAACACAUCCCCAACACACAUCCUUACAUCAUGGAAUUCGACGUGGUUAACGGCGUCUUCUCCACACGAAACCACUUUGACCAUACGGACGACAAUCGACCAGAUGUCGAGUAUCCAUGGUUGUACCCCGCUAACCUUCCAGCUGGACACCCGUGUUUGGCCUGGUCAAAGGCCAUAUGGUUUACACCCUAA
Lolium perenne is the source of this 1314-nucleotide messenger RNA. RefSeq lists its product as uncharacterized. NCBI's taxonomy places the organism in Eukaryota, Viridiplantae, Streptophyta, Magnoliopsida, Poales, Poaceae. The record is from RefSeq and is a predicted model, not a curated record. Gene Ontology annotation, molecular function: protein binding.